This is a messenger RNA of Sphaeramia orbicularis (orbiculate cardinalfish), 1871 nucleotides long. RefSeq names its product cathepsin Ba (gene ctsba). The record is from RefSeq and is a predicted model, not a curated record. Gene Ontology annotation, biological process: proteolysis; regulation of catalytic activity. NCBI's taxonomy places the organism in Eukaryota, Metazoa, Chordata, Actinopteri, Kurtiformes, Apogonidae. The transcript has 11 exons. Bases 158 to 1150 code for a protein of 330 amino acids. Gene Ontology annotation, molecular function: cysteine-type endopeptidase activity.
CAUGAGGUGCGUUCAUGUGACCCGUUCACGUGGUUCGGUAGAUAAAUGGCAGCAGGACCCCUUCACUGUCAGAUCCCUUAGUGAUUGACACACAGGAGAGAGGGGCUACUGGAGCUGAAAACAAGCCUUUACCAACAAGCGACAAGCUCAAGACAAAAUGUGGCGUGCAGCCCUCAUCGUGUUGGCUGCCAGCUUGUCUGUGAGUCUGGCCAGACCCCGCCUGCACCCGCUGUCCAAUGAUAUGGUCAAUUACAUCAACAAGCUCAACACUACCUGGAAGGCAGGUCAUAACUUCCAUAAUGUCGACUACAGUUAUGUCCAGAAGCUCUGUGGUACAAUGCUGAAAGGACCGAAACUACCCGUCAUGGUUCAGUAUUCUGAAAAUGUGAAGGUGCCCAAGAACUUUGACUCCAGAGAGCAGUGGCCCGACUGUCCCACCAUUAAGGAGAUCAGAGACCAGGGGUCUUGUGGAUCCUGCUGGGCAUUUGGUGCAGCAGAGGCCAUUUCAGACCGUGUGUGUAUUCAUAGCAAAGGCAAGGUCAGCGUAGAGAUCUCUUCACAAGAUCUGCUUACCUGCUGUGACAGCUGUGGCAUGGGAUGUAAUGGCGGUUACCCCUCAGCAGCCUGGGAGUUCUGGACCACAAAUGGGCUGGUCUCCGGUGGCCUCUAUGACUCCCACGUCGGCUGUCGGCCGUACACCAUCCCCCCCUGUGAGCAUCAUGUGAAUGGCAGCAGACCCCCUUGCACCGGGGAGGGUGGAGACACACCUGAGUGCAUCAGCAAGUGUGAAGCUGGAUACACUCCCAGCUACCAGGAGGACAAGCACUUUGGUAAAACGUCUUACAGUGUGCUGUCAGACGAGUCACAGAUUCAACUUGAGAUCUCCAAGAAUGGCCCAGUAGAAGGAGCCUUCAUUGUCUAUGAAGACUUUUUGCUGUACAAGUCAGGAGUGUAUCAGCAUGUAUCUGGAUCAGCUGUGGGUGGCCAUGCUAUUAAGGUCCUGGGUUGGGGUGAGGAAGAUGGCACCCCCUACUGGCUCUGUGCCAAUUCCUGGAACACUGAUUGGGGUGAAAAUGGAUUCUUUAAAAUCCUGCGUGGAUCAGAUCACUGUGGAAUUGAGUCUGAGAUUGUAGCAGGGAUUCCCAAAUAAAAAGUUUUCAGCUGGAUUAAACUGCACAAUCACUAGAGGGCGACACACUCCACUUGCCUUCACUGGAAAUCUGACUGUGUUCAGUGUUUUUAGUCUGUACUAUUACUAUUUUUAAUCCUGUGAUCCUACACACAUUUUGUGCUUUUUGACAGCAAACAAGAGCAACAUGUAAUUUUUGGGGGGUUCCUGUUGUACACUUAACUCAUUUAUUUAAGGGAUUUACUUCCUCCUAUAGCUGACUAACCUGUUCUCAGAUCACAGGAUGUAUAGGUAAAGAUCAUGUUGCUGAUAUACAUUCAAAAUGUUGCGUAGGAGGGAAUUUAAGAUGUGAAACUGCAAACUGAAAUUUCUCCAGUCUUACACUUUGAAUGCACUAUCCUAGGGUCAGUAGAGUUGAUAAAUGAUAGUAAUUACAAAACUCUGCAUAAUGCAUCAGAAGAGGUCAAUUUAAUGUGUUUAUUUUUUAAUCACUGCAGCUUUCAUGGUAACUGCCAUUAUUUCUCAGUGCCACCAAUGUCCAUAAAGUCAGGAUGUACUCCAUGAAAUAGGUGCCUGUUUAGAGUUUUUAAAUUUUAGUGUCUUGACAAAAAAUUGAGUAAUUGGCUUUUAAUGGUUGAAGAUGUUUGUAUUGUCUGUAUGUACUGAUCAAUAUAUGCACAUAUAACUCUUUUGGAUUGAAAUAAAAAUGAAUAAAUGAAAUAAAAGAAUGUCUCUUACUUCC